ACCAAUCAACGCACUUUACAAUCCUCCUCUCAGACGCUCGACAGAAAGGAGCACAGAAGCUCAAACAAUGAAAAGCGCUCACUCUUUGGCUGGAUUCCUGCUCCUCAUCAUGAUUCAAAGCAGCUUGCAGGUGCCUGACCAGGACACAGACCGAAACCCUAUGCUAUUGGCUGAAAACUCUGUGCUGGCCGAACCCAUUGAGCUCCCAAACAUGAAGAGACAUUCAGAGGGAACAUUUUCCAACGACUACAGUAAAUAUCUGGAGACGAGAAGAGCACAAGACUUUGUCCAGUGGCUAAAGAACUCAAAAAGGAACGGGGGCUUAUUUAGACGCCAUGCAGACGGCACCUACACCAGUGACGUGAGCUCCUACCUGCAGGACAAGGCUGCCAAGGAGUUUGUGUCCUGGCUGAAGACUGGCCGAGGCAGAAGAGAGUAA
This is a messenger RNA of Cottoperca gobio, 439 nucleotides long. It is a transcript of the gene gcgb, whose product is annotated as glucagon b. The transcript is spliced from 4 exons. Bases 68 to 439 code for a protein of 123 amino acids. Gene Ontology annotation, biological process: response to starvation. The record is from RefSeq and is a predicted model, not a curated record. Gene Ontology annotation, cellular component: extracellular region. Gene Ontology annotation, molecular function: hormone activity; glucagon receptor binding. Lineage: Eukaryota; Metazoa; Chordata; Actinopteri; Perciformes; Bovichtidae.